Molecule: messenger RNA, 1047 nt
Organism: Aspergillus heteromorphus CBS 117.55
Lineage: Eukaryota; Fungi; Ascomycota; Eurotiomycetes; Eurotiales; Aspergillaceae
Exons: 2
Coding region: 1-1047 (348 amino acids)
Source: RefSeq, a predicted model, not a curated record
AUGGGUUCUGUAGACUUUUGGCGCAGGGCUAUAUCCUUCGUUUGCAUCUUACCGAGUCUCCGUUAUCCACUCGUUGCUCGUGCCGAGGGAUUUACUUUCCCUACAGAAAAGGCGGAUGAGUUCAUCACCGGAGACCUCGUCAAUGUGUCCUGGAAUGUGGUGACAUCGCGCAUGUCGCUCUAUGAGGUCUGCAGCUCAACAACUCCCCUGGAAUUAAACAUCACGAAUAACUAUAGUUACGUCUGGACUGCGACCCGCGACAACUAUAGAGAAUCAGGCUGUGCCUUUGAGCUCGAACCGCUUGAUCAGUUUGGAGCCCCUAACCCCCCGAAUCUGACCAGUGGUUUGUUUGGAGUGAGCAAGCGCUAUCGCGACGAUCCUGCCCCGACUUCCUAUAAUUUUGCAGAUGCGACCAAUACUAUGGAACCCUCUUCACCUGCAAUCUAUUCACUUGAAUCAUAUCCAUCCGCAUCCUCUUCGUCGUCAUCCACAUUCACACCAACGUCCACAUCCGCGUCCUCUUUCCCGCCCUCUACAUCCUCCUCACAUUCAACCUCUUCCCUGUCGUCUGUGUCCUUUGCGUUUGCAUCCUCUCCACACUCAUCGAAGUCCUCCUCAUCUUCGUCAGUUUCCUCACCUUCCCCAGCCACCACCGCCAACCCCUCAAACGCAGCAGUCGACACACCCCCUCCCCCAAAUAUCUCCACAUCAACCCCAGAAAAGGCGAAGAAAUCCGAACUCAGCACUGACCAAAAAGAAGCUAUUGCCCUGGGCGUUCCACUCGGUUUCCUAGCCAUCUGUCUAGCUGGAGCUCUUGCCAUUAUGUGUCAGCACCGCUGGAAAAAGACAACCAGAAGAGAGAAACAAAUUGCUCUGGGACCAGUCAUGGUCGAAAUGGUGAAGGAUUCGUCCGAAAGCUGUGUGAUCCGGUCCAGGACGAACCUCGUAGAGUUGCCGGCUCCGAGCUACGGGUCCGAAGAGAUGAAUGUGGCGGGUGUUUGGCGCAUUAGCGAGUUGAUGGGCACGCCGAGGAAUGAAAUCCAGUGA